This is a messenger RNA of Eriocheir sinensis (Chinese mitten crab), 980 nucleotides long. RefSeq lists its product as uncharacterized. The transcript is spliced from 3 exons. The coding region runs from base 1 to 837 and encodes 278 amino acids. The record is from RefSeq and is a predicted model, not a curated record. NCBI's taxonomy places the organism in Eukaryota, Metazoa, Arthropoda, Malacostraca, Decapoda, Varunidae.
AUGAGCAAGAGCUCUUUAUCCUCGAUCUCUGGUUCUGGUGGAGGCUCCGGUGGAGGCUACGGCGGCGGUUCCAUCGGGGGAGGAUCCCGGGGGGGCUACGCCGGCGGUUCCAUCGGUGGAGGCGCCGGUGGUGGCUCUGGUGGUGGCUACGGCGGUGGUUCCAUCGGUGGAGGCUCCGGUGGUGGCUACGGCGGCGGUUCCAUCGGUGGAGGCCCGGUGGAGGCUACGGCGGCGGUUCCAUCGGUGGAGGCCCGGUGGCUACGGCGGCGGUUCCAUCGGUGGAGGCCCGGUGGAGGCUCCGGUGGUGGCUACGGCGGCGGUUCCAUCGGUGGGGGAACAGGUGGAGGCUCCGGUGGAGGCUACGGGGGCGGUUCCAUCGGUGGAGGCUCCGGUGGUGGCUACGGCGGCGGUUCCAUCGGUGGGGCCAUGGUGGAGGCUCCGGUGAGGCUACGGCGGCGGUUCCAUCGGUGGAGGCCCGGUGGAGGCUCCGGUGGUGGCUAUGGCGGCGGUUCCAUCGGCUACGGUGGCGGUUCCAUCGGUGGAGGCUCCGGUGGAGGCUACGGCGGCGGUUCCAUCGGUGGAGGCUCCGGUGGUGGCUACGGCGGUGGUUCCAUCGGUGGGGGCCAUGGUGGAGGCUCCGGUGGAGGCUACGGCGGCGGGUCCAUCGGUGGGGGCUCCGGUGGAGGCUACGGUGGCGGUUCCAUCGGUGGGGGCCAUAAUGGAGGCUCCGGCGGAGGCUACGGCGGCGGGUCCAUCGGUGGAGGCUCCGGUGGAGGCUCCGGUGGUGGCUACGGCGGCGGGUCCAUCGGUGGAGGCUCCAGCGGGUAUGGUCGCUAGGAUCAGUAGAACACAACAGAGAACCUGCAAGUGUCAGCGCAAACCAACACAAAAACACACACAUACACAGUUAUUCUUUGAGUCUCAGGUACAGAGACGAACAUUGUAGAAGAAUGUACGAAAGUGUGUAAAUAAAUCAUUGU